GCCGCCCGCAGGAUCCCCGCGCACGGCCCGGCCAGAGCCCGCCCGGCCCCGGCCCCGGCCCCGGCCCGGAGAGGCCCCGGCCCUGGCGUGGCCCGAGCCGCGAACCCGGGGUCCAUUGUCCGGCGGUCCGUCUGUCUGGCCGGCCGGAGGCGGGGCCCAACGUGGGGGUCUGGAGCCUCCGGUACCGGAAUCACCGGAUCCAGGCGAGGUGACGGGCUCCAUGGGAACAGCCUGAGAACUGGAGGUGAGCAGAGUGCGGUCCUGAAGCGCUUCCAUUUCACCCGCUUUUGCUCGUUGAGACUUUGCUGCAACCCAACGCCUGUAGGGCAGCCAGCGGGGAGACUUUGGGCCUUUUGUAAGGAGGACGCCAACCCAGCUGCCAGCCACAGUUAGAUGGGGACCGAACUUUUUGGAGGCUGCCUCUGACGCCUGAAUCUCUCCGAGGCCUCUUUCUCUUCAUCUAACCUUUGUUCAAGAGUCAGCGAGUCACAGAAUUUACUUCUUUUUAGUUUGGUUUCAGAUCUAGGUGGCGGAACUGAGGCCAAGUUGAAAGCAAUGAUCCUUGAAUUCCUUUCUGAUCUUAUUAGGUCUUUGCCCGUGUAGGUUACUUUGGACUUUAUUAUUAUUAUGUGGACUUUAGGGAUCUGUGUGUAGUUAAUUUCUUUUGAGGGAUGGGGGGAGAAGAGGGUGCUAAUCACCCUUCCUGGAACCCCACAGGUUGUUGUGCCCGAGUGAUUUGGCCACCAGGGGGAAUUAGGAGAUGCUAGGGACAUGGCAGCAUAAAAUACGCAGGGGGUGCGCAUCUCUCCCUCCUGUUUAUCUAGCCCACAAUCUGCAGCCUUAUCAUUAGAUCCUUGCCUGACAAAGAUGAGCUACAGAGAGGCCCUUCAACCAGAACAGGCCUUUCCUCAAAGAAAAUGCUGUGAAAAUAAUAUAAUUAAUGUUUUUGAUGGAUUAAAAAACUUGAGAUAUGAUCAAAUUCAAAGUUUUCGUUCAUUUUACAUUUCAGUUUAUUAAAACCCUGAGGUCUGAAUAAAAGUGAGGAAUGUUUUAAAUGCCUGUGUUGGGAAACUCCAGGUAGAAGUCACAUCGUAUAAUGAUAUGGAGCAGCUAACUUACUGGACUUGAGGAAUAGGAAGAAAAAAAUAAAAUUAGUGCUACGGAAAACCUCUCCUUGUGGUAGUAGCACUUUAUAAUUUUUAUUAUUGGAGGGAUGGGUUUUAUUUUUUAACUGAUGCUUUAAAAAGAUUCUCUUUGCUUAAGGAUGAUGGAAAAGCUGGUAAAAGCUCUUCCCCAUGUCGCUUCUCAUGGAGGCCUGUCUUAGCUCUUUGGGGAGGCCUCAAGAUCUGCUUUUGGGUCUGGUAUAACAAAUGGUAAAUGCUUCACUGUUUGGAAAUAUAAUUAAACCACUACUGGCUACAUAUUUAACUUAGAGUAAGCUAUAUUUGUAUAUCAAAGGGAUAGCUUUGUCGGGGGAGAAGACUAAAAGCCUUAGAAAGGAAUCCAAUACAUGCUUCCCCGCCUUAGGUAGGGUUGAGGCCUGUCCUGGCUCUUUCUUCCAGAGUAAAAGAUUCUGAAGAGCCUUCAUGCUUUGACUUCUUUUUCCUCCUAUAGCAGAAAAGGGGAUGAGGGAAAAGGAGUUUCUACAGCCUUUCCUGGAUAGGGAACAUUUCUCUUCUUUUUAAACUUCCUUCUCUGCCAAAUGAAUCUUCCAAGUCAUGGAGGGUGGAUUGAGUCUCGCUGCUGAAGUCAUUAGCUUUGGCUCCGCCAGUGGCUCUGCGGGCACAGGGCCAUGUGGUGCUCCUUACACUGAGGGCCUUUCUUCCCUUUGGGGAAUUAGCACCGUUCGCGUCCGUCCAUCCAUCCAUCGUUACACAUGGAUCCCUAGACAGAAGUGGUGUUUUCCCAUACCAUUUUCAUUUACAGAUGUCCAGGAUUUGGGGACCUUUCCUAUCCCACAGGGACUGAUGCCUUUGUCACCUCUGGGUGAGAUAACUACAAUGUGAGCUUGACAGCUGCCGGGAAGCUCCAGUUUGUUGCAGUAUGCAGUGUUUGACUUCCUGUGGGCGUGUGAAAUGUCUGCACCUUACAAGGAGGCAGGAACGUUUCCAGUGGUGAAGCUGGACAAGGCCAGAACUACGGGGCCAGGGAAACAUGUCCCGUCGGAAACAGACCAAUCCAAAUAAAGUUCACUGGGAACAGGUAUUCGCUGGGCUGGAGGAGCAAGCCCGACAGGCGAUGAUGAAAACUGAUUUUCCUGGAGAUCUUGGCAAUCAGCAUCCAGCUAUCCAACAACUGAGAGAUCAGGCCUCCAGUAGCAGCGACAGUGAGGGGGACGAAGAGGAGACCACCCAAGAUGAAGUCUCUUCCCACACAUCCGAGGAGGAUGGCGGGAUGGUGAAAGUGAAAAAGGAGUUAGAGAACGCAGAGCAGAGUGUUGGAGGGAAUGAGGUGAUAGGGGAGCAUGAGGUCACUGAACAUUUGAAUUCUGACCCCAUGCUUGGCCUCUGUCAGUGUCCCCUUUGCCAGUUGGACUGUGGUAGCCGAGAACAACUCAUUGCUCACGUAUACCAGCACACUGCAGCAGUGGUGAGUGCCAAGAGUUAUGUGUGCCCCGUGUGUGGCCGAGCCCUCAGCUCCCCAGGGUCCCUAGGCCGCCACCUCCUCAUCCACUCUGAGGACCAGAGGUCCAACUGUGCAGUAUGUGGAGCCCGUUUCACCAGCCAUGCCACCUUCAACAGUGAAAAGCUUCCAGAAGUACUGAAUAUGGAAUCUGUACCCCCCAACCACAGUGAAGGCCCCUCCAAUGCAGAGGGGAAAGACAUUGCCUUCAGUCCCCCUGUGUACCCUGCUGGAAUCCUGCUGGUGUGCAACAACUGUGCUGCCUACCGCAAGCUGCUAGAAGCUCAGGCGCCUGGGGUCCGCAAGUGGGCUCUGCGGCGUCAGAACGAGCCUCUAGAGGUUCGGCUGCAGAGGCUGGAACGUGAGCGCACGGCCAAGAAGAGCAGGAGGGACAACGAGACCCCUGAAGAACGGGAAGUGAGGCGCAUGCGGGACCGGGAGGCCAAGCGCCUGCAGCGCCUACAGGAGACUGAUGAGCAGCGGGCACGCCGCCUGCAGCGGGACCGAGAAGCCAUGAGACUUAAACGCGCCAACGAAACUCCGGAGAAGCGGCAGGCCCGGCUUAUCCGGGAGCGCGAAGCCAAGCGGCUAAAGCGGCGGCUGGAAAAAAUGGACAUGAUGUUGCGAGCUCAGUUUGGUCAGGACCCCUCUGCCGUGGCAGCCUUGGCAGCCGAGAUGAGCUUCUUUCAGCUGCCGGUGGGCAGCGUAGAGCUGGAGAGUCAGCUUCUGGGCAAGGUGGCCUUUGAGGAGCAGAACAGUAGCUCCCUGCACUGACCAAACCAGAUCGCACUGGCCAACAUGGACCAGUCCUCUGCCUGCCUACAAGCCUUCAUCCCCACUGCUGGGGAGGCUCCUGGCUUUGGACCCGGCUUUGCUCAUGCCGUGACAUGUGCACCGAAGCUUCCCUUGCAUGCUGGAGGAGAAUGGGGACAAAGAGGUGGCUGGCGUAGGUGGCCCCGGAGGGAGCAGGCACUCCAACUAGAUUCCCAAGCCAUGGUUGCAGGACAUGAUUAGUGCUCUGCAAGCUAGGUAAAGCCCCACUUCAUGAGGGCAAAUAAAUUAAUUUUAUCUUUACUAA
Molecule: messenger RNA, 3700 nt
Organism: Trichosurus vulpecula (common brushtail)
Lineage: Eukaryota; Metazoa; Chordata; Mammalia; Diprotodontia; Phalangeridae
Gene: ZNF821
Product: zinc finger protein 821
Exons: 8
Coding region: 2155-3396 (413 amino acids)
Biological process (GO): regulation of transcription by RNA polymerase II
Molecular function (GO): DNA-binding transcription factor activity; RNA polymerase II cis-regulatory region sequence-specific DNA binding
Source: RefSeq, a predicted model, not a curated record